Microstroma glucosiphilum is the source of this 525-nucleotide messenger RNA. RefSeq lists its product as hypothetical. The transcript has 2 exons. NCBI's taxonomy places the organism in Eukaryota, Fungi, Basidiomycota, Exobasidiomycetes, Microstromatales, Microstromataceae. The record is from RefSeq and is a predicted model, not a curated record. The annotation marks the transcript as partial.
UCCCAGAUUACACCUUGAGCAACAUGACAGACAACACCAACCAAGCAUCUUUCCUCGACCAGGCUAAGUCUGCUGCUAGUAUCGCGGGCGGACACGUGCAGUAUGCUCAGGGAGCUGCUGAGAGUGCCAUCGGCUCCACCACUGGCUCCGAGGCUUGGACCAACUCCGGCGAGUCAAUAAAGAAGGACGCCGCCAACAACAUCCGCGAGAGUUUCCAAAACGCCCCCGACGGCGGCAAGGCUGGCGAGCUGGCCCAGGAAGGUAUGUGUCCGGUCUGUAUGGAUGGACUGCGCAGGGACUUUGAAAAGACAGACUGGACAGCAGUCACUGGUGGCAAUUACAACUACAGUAGCUGAUUCUACCCCUGUUCGCUCGCUCGGACUCUGUGGUUCUUUUCUUUGUUGAUAGCUUGCCCGCAGACUGGUGAUGGAGUAGGAGACAAGGCGGUCUGAAGCAUCCCGUCAGUGUAGCAAUGAUAUGACAUUUGUACUCAUUCGAGGAGGAGCGAGUGAGGGCUGUGAGAAG